Messenger RNA from Sclerotinia borealis F-4128, 1173 nucleotides. NCBI's taxonomy places the organism in Eukaryota, Fungi, Ascomycota, Leotiomycetes, Helotiales, Sclerotiniaceae. The record is from the annotation of a GenBank genome assembly.
AUGAAUCUUGUGUCAUCCACAUCAACAAAUUCCAAAGAGGUCAUCGUACAUUUGAUGCGUCAUGAACAGGCACGGCACAAGGCUAGCUAUAUGCUUAGAGAAGAUGGUCGUUCCAUACGCGACCCAGAUUUGACUAUAAACGGCCGUGUAGACUGCCGCCACUUCUCGCAAGAUAUCUGUUGGCUUAGCCAAUAUAUCUCUCACAUUUGGUGUUCGCCGAUGAAAAGAACUAUCAAUACUGCACUUUUGUCAUUCGGAGAUGCCAUCGAUAGAGGUGUGAAAGUUCAAACUAUUGAUGUGCUCCAAAAUUGGGAUUCUUCUCCGAACGGAAUAGGCAUGGACAAGAAAGACCUCCAGGAACACUUUGGUGGAAAAGUAAAUUUUGAUAAAGUUGAGGAGGGGUGGAAUCAGAAAUCUUCCGGGAGGUGGGCUCGGGAAAAUAUGCAGUGGAGAAUUCCGGCUUUAGAACUGGCGCUCAGAGAUUUACGAUCGGUCACCGACAGGGUCGAAGUUGUUAUAGUCAGUCAUGGAAGUGUUCUCAACACUCUACUUGAUCUUGAUAGUCGUUGGAAAAGUGGAAAAAUUCGCAGCUAUUUAAUCGACGACGGAGAAUCCUAUCAGCGUUUGGAUAAGAAUGCUCUCAAAAACUACAGAAGAUUGCAUGUCACAGAUGAGCUCACAAAAUGGACCUCAAACCAGGACCUCUCUCUCAAACUGGGACAGUCAAAAUUCGCGGCAAUGUUGAAUUCCGAAGUAUGUAAGCAUUCGGGAACUAUGACGAUAAAAAUAAAACGUCUCAACAAGGCCAUUACAGAAGGCACUUCAAUGAAUGCCAAGGGAAAGAUACUAGAAACCGUGAAGCAAAACGAGACUAGUUCACAUGCACUGAUAAAGCUUUUCCAGGAAGAAAUACCGGCGGCCGAAGCCAAAGGGGGAUGUGCGCAAGAAAUUGAAGCAAGAGUCACGAAUGCAUCGGAAUUCACACUGAGGACGCCCUUGAAGAUUGAUAUAAUACUAUCAAUAUCGUGGACAGAUUACCCUAUGGCUCGGAUGCUAUUGAUGAAGGAACAGAUGCGGGUGAAGAUGAUGAUCGAAAGGCUAAUGAAUGAGAACUCAAAGCAAGCAUUGGAUAAUAAUAAUGCAAAGGGAUGGGUUGUUGUGGUCGCUGUGUAA